Messenger RNA from Haliotis rubra (blacklip abalone), 2963 nucleotides. Its product is annotated as F-box only protein 30-like. The record is from RefSeq and is a predicted model, not a curated record. NCBI's taxonomy places the organism in Eukaryota, Metazoa, Mollusca, Gastropoda, Lepetellida, Haliotidae. The transcript is spliced from 4 exons. Gene Ontology annotation, molecular function: protein binding; ubiquitin protein ligase activity; zinc ion binding. Bases 256 to 2316 code for a protein of 686 amino acids.
AGACUCAGACUUAUGAUUGAAAGAGACUAUGCCUCCUUGGUUUUAGGUGUAACUUAGGUUUUAAAAAAGACAUUUGUUAUCUUUAUGUGGGACAUCGCGUGUUCAUCAGCUGUGUCCUCUUCCACAUCAAACAAAAAUGCAACGAAAGAUUUUACGAUGACUCAAGACGGUCCACUGCUGUGACUGAAGAUAACUGACUGGUCAGUAUGGGUCAUAUACCACGGGAGAUAUAGUGUGUGAAUAGUGUGUGUAACCAUGUCUCACGUCCACUGUGAAGGUUGUGUCAGUCGCCAUUGUGCGGUCAAGGCUGACUACACCACAAGCUGCCCAAUGGCUGUCUGUGAAGUUGGUUGUGGAGCCAGGUUUCAUCAAUGUCUACAGUCAGAACACUCCAGCCUGUGUCCAGACGAACGAGUUGCAUGCAUCAACUUCCUCUAUGGUUGCCCUCUUGUUAUGCAGCGGAAGAAACUAGGAAUUCAUCUUGAAGUGUGUCCUGCUAGUGUUCUGUGUUGUCCCAUUGAAUGGAACCGAUGGCCAAUGUAUUCUGUGGAAGAUAAGAAAAAGAUGCCACUGCCUUCCAAUAUUCUGAAAGUUCAUUGUGGGCAGCUGGAUGUUGCAUUGGCAAUGCGGGACCAAAGGAUGUUGGUUGAAACACUGAAUGCUCCCAAAAAGACAAAGAGAAUAUUGCGAAAUCGCCUCACCACUAGAUACCCAGCAGCCCCUUUCAGUCAUCGAAGUAGCUCAAUGGAAUCUGACAUGCUCACAUCAGAAGAAACUUCAAGAAAUGUGUCUGAUGACGAAGGUGGUAAUACGCCAUGGAACCUGGGGAACUAUCCCCCAGGGCUGCAACGUAGCGUGUGUAGUCGACUUAUCAGAGCCACCAAACAAACUGCCGAAUGUCUUUCAACAACACUCGAUCUCGCUUCCAACCAUAUGGCUAAUUCAAGCCAUUCUCUGAAGAAUAUUAAUGAGACUAGUGAGCAAGGAAACAAGAAGACCAACCAAGUGCCCAGUGAACAGUCUAAUCCGAUGCCAGAUGUCUCCAGGUGUGAUAAUACUGAAGAACCUGUUGACACUGAUAGCCUUCCACCUGCUCAAGAUGUGGAUGAAACAGCCACAACAAACAACAACAACAAGCACCUGACAAGGAAACUAGACAAUGAUACACGGCUCUGUGAUGUCCUUGGUGUGGACAUCAACAUAGACUGCAUCACAAAGUACCAACCCAAACCUCCUGAAAUGUUCACGUUUUUAUGUGCUCAGGAAUUCCGUCGAGAUGAGUACGCAUGGCACUUUAAGAAUGUUCACAAUGAUAUCCAAAGUUGCUUGAAUGGAUGGAUGGAACAAAGAUGUCCUCUGGCAUAUCUUGGGUGUACAUUUUCCUUUCGGCGCUUUCAGCCUAGUAAACAUGGUGUGUCUAUUGUACAUAGUGCAUUAUUAGAAAGCUAUGGUUUAGCAGAAACAGUUGAGAGCAAUGUUUCAAUUACCACCAAAGUUCAAUGUGACAAGCCCGAAUCCGAUGAUAUGGACACAAACUGUCUAACUCAAAAUGUCAGCCCAGAUUGUGAACACAAUAAUCAGACACCUGUCAAUGAAUAUGAUUAUGAUCAUCAUUUGUUACCCCGUGUGCAAUACAAGACCACCACGACCUCACAGCACAGUGUGGAGUCGGAGUCUACCUCGGACUGUGCUCCCAAGCCUGCCGGUGAUCACCUGGAUAUGGAAGUAUUCACCUCAUACCGAGCCUACUCUCCAAUAUCUGUGCAGUCCCGCCUCUCUAAACCAGAUGCUCCUGCUUGGAAUGAUACAGGUAUGGAGUUUCUGAAGCUUCCCUUCGAGGUGCUGCAGCACAUUGCCAGACACUUAGACUCGUUCAGCCUGUGUAACCUGGCCCUCACUUGUAAACUGCUUCGUGACAUCUGCUGCAGUCUGCUGGAUGAACGUGGCAUAGUCAUACAGGUCUGGGAGAAGGUCAAGGAUGCAGAGCAGAAGGUCACUUGGCAGUCAUAUUGUAAUAGGUGGCGCUUCAGCACAGCCUUCAGCCCAGUGGAACAGUGGCAGUUUUCUGGCCAUAAUCCCAUCGGGGAACAUCUCAAAACUUGUGCCUUCAACCAGAACCGAAUCAUAAGAGACAAACCCUUCUUUGUGUACCCUCCCGGUGAUGCUCCCAUGGACCACGAGCUGCGGUCACUGUUGGCGGAACGGCAGCGUGAGUCUGUGUCGGUGAAGCUGCGUGAACUUCAUCAGUGGUAUCAGCAGUUUCAGGAUGUGCCAGAAGGCGGGCGAGGCAACAAUGAACAUGUCAUGGAGAACUGAUCUAGAACAACUUUGGAGGAUGUUUUUUCUUUGAAGUUAAUUUGUAACCAAAAAUUUUACUGAAAGCAAGACUGAAACUGAUGCUUUAAAAUGUAAUGUUGAUACAUGUUAUGGAAAUGGGCUUAUGUCUACUGAUGCUUGAGUGGUUAUUUCAGGCCCUCAUUACAUAGAUCAAUCAUUAUUAAGCUUACAUGGACAUAUUUGUGAUGUUUUAGAAUACCAUGUAUUUCACAAAAGUCAGUGUGGAAAGUCUGAAAGUCACAAAUUGGAAAGUCUGAAACUGUUUCUUAUAUAUAUUUAUACAACGUGAACAGUCUGAGGUUUGGUUUGACAGGCUGGGUUUGAAUGUUUUAAUGUUUGUGUUGUGAUGCAUUGUCUAUUGCACAACAUUUCCAUUUGCAAUAUCUCUGAAACUACAAGGGCUAUGGAGUUGAUUAUGGCAGUUGUGUUGCUAUGUUGCUAUAAUAUCUUAUAAUGAUUCACCACAUUUACAUUAUUCAAAUAUGUAAAAACUAUUAUGGCCCCUGUUUUUCUAGUGUUGGAUUUUUUACUUUUCAUGUAAAACUACAAGGCCUAAGGAUUUAAAACAAACAUUCCCAGGAAUGGUCUUAGCUAUGGUCUUUCUAGAAAUUGUUCAAAGAUUUUGA